AUGAGUAAGAUCCUUCCUCUUUUCCCUAAUAAAUAUCAAGUUAAAUUGGUAGCAUCCAGUGAUUCUAAAUCAUGUACCAUUUGUUAUAAACCAACGACGACAGUAAUGUUAUGUGAAAAUAAGUUAGAUUUCUUUUAUGUCUGUCCUCAACAUCUACAAGACGAGAACUUUGCAUCACCAAUUCAUCAACCUGAUUAUCUUGAACUCAUGAAAACAAAAGAUGAAUUAAUGAAAAAGAAAGAAAAAUUGGAUAAAGAUAUCGAAGUAGAAUCUCCAUAUCUUUGGAAUAAAGUAUCUGAUUAUUGGAAGAAAAAGGAAGAUAAUCCAAAAGAAUCAGAAAAGACAAAAUAUGAAAAAUUAAAAGAUGAAAUGAAAGAAGUUUUAGUUGAUUUGGAAAAGAAUACCAAUCAAAUUAAGCAAUAUAAAUUUAAAUUAUAUAAAUUACAUGAUGCCAUGUAUAAGAGUAGAUUAAUGUUGCAUCAAAAGAAGAAAUAUAAUAAAGAAAGAUCGGAAAAGAUGCAGCAAGAAGGAUUUUUCCCCAGUGCUCCUUCCAAUAAGAUUGAAUAG
Molecule: messenger RNA, 567 nt
Organism: Hemisphaericaspora subhashii
Lineage: Eukaryota; Fungi; Ascomycota; Pichiomycetes; Serinales; Debaryomycetaceae
Exons: 1
Coding region: 1-567 (188 amino acids)
Biological process (GO): vacuolar transport
Cellular component (GO): endosome
Source: RefSeq, a predicted model, not a curated record